AUGAAAGGUGUUAUACGAAUUAAGGAAAAAAGCAAAAAUGAAAAUACUGAUGAUAAAAGUGAAGACAAUGUUUGCAAAAGUAAGGACCGAGAAAAGAAUGAAAGGAUUGAAGGUAAUGUAAAUGUUUCAAAAAUAAAAAGUGAACGUGUUCAGAAAAUGAAGGAAAAAAAGGAAGCGAAAUCAGCUAUUCUUAACGUUGGACAAAAGGACGAAAAGGUGGUGCAUUCAAAAAAAAUUAAAAUAAAAACUGGAGAAACGGAUGAACAGAUAAGUAGUAUCCAUAUUAGUGAUGACAUAAAUGAGUAUAAAAAUGUUGAUUAUGCGAAUUUUAAAGGGAGUGCUAUUCUAGGGAAAAAUGUUAAAAAGCAAGAUAACCUUGGGGAAGGUUACCCCUUAGGCCACAUGUAUUCUCGUACAAGUGAAGGAAAAAAUAUACGUCAGUGUGAUCAAAGGGGUAAGAUUAAGGAACACUUGAACCAAUUCAAAGGAAACGAAAUGAAUAGAAAAACGAACGAGAGUGUAAAAGAGAAAGCAAUGUGUGAUCGAGAAACCAGUUAUAGUUCCUUGCAUAGACAGAACAAAGGGAAGGAGAAUGAAAAUAAUUUCAUCGGACUUGUUGUGAAAAAUAAGGAACAUAAUAAAAAAAUUUAUGAAGAAUCUAAGAGUAUAAAAAAUUUAACGGAAAAAUGGAAAUUACUACCUGCAUAUUUAAAAGUUAAAGGAUUAGUAAAACAACACAUCGAAUCGUAUAACUAUUUUAUUAAACGAGAAAUAAAAACAAUAAUGAAUGCAACAACAAAUAAAAUUUUAAAAUCAGAUAUAGAUGAACAUUUUUAUAUAGAAUUUUUAGAUAUUUUUGUUGGAAAACCAUCGAUUGAUGAAAAUAUGAUCGAAACAAACUUGACUCCGCAAAUGUGUAGGCAAAGAGAUUUAACAUAUUCUGCUCCUAUAUAUGUAGAUGUAGAAUAUAUAAAAGGAAACAACAUAAUUAGAAAAAAUAAUGUCGAAAUUGGAAGAUUACCCGUCAUGUUGAGAAGUGAUAUAUGUAUUUUAAAUAACAAAAAUGAAGAAGAACUGAUGGAAUUGGGUGAAUGCCCUUACGAUCCUGGAGGAUAUUUCAUUGUAAAAGGAACUGAGAGAGUUUUACUAAUGCAAGAACAGUUGUCAAAAAAUCGGAUUAUUGUUGAAAUGGAUGUAAAACAUAAUAUUUGUGCAACUAUUACAUCUACCACAGCAGAGUCUAAAAGUAGAUGUGCUAUAGUUUAUAAGAAUAAUAAAUUAUAUCUAAAACAUAAUUCAUUUAUUGAAGAUAUAGGUGUCUGUAUUAUUUUGAGAGCUAUGGGUUAUGAGACUGACCAAGAAAUAUUUCAAAUGAUAGGAUCCCAUAAAAAUUAUUUAAAUGGUAUUUUACUUUCCCUAUAUGACCUGUAUAGCGAAAAUAUUAGAACUAACCUAGAUGCAUUAUUAUAUAUAGGGAAGAAAAUUAGACCAAGAUUAUUAGCGAAAGGAUUUUUUAGCUCCAUGAAAGAAAAGCAAGUAAAGAAUGAGAGGGAUAUCAUUGAAGAAGGGUUGGAUUUCUUAAGUAGAGUCCUUCUGUCACAUAUUCAACAGAAGAACAAAUAUGAUUUUCGAAACAAAGCUAGAUGCAUUUGUCUCAUGAUUAGACGUGUUUUAGAUAGUGCAAAUAAUAAAAGCGAAUUAGAUGAUAAAGACUAUUAUGGAAAUAAAAGGUUAGAAUUAGCUGGGCAGUUAAUUUCUCUCCUAUUUGAGGAUUUAUAUAAACGAUUUUAUUUUACAUUAAAAAAACAAAUAGAUCAAACAUUGAGUAAAUAUAUGCAAAGUAAUUAUGCUUCAAAAUUGAAGCAUAGUGGUAUCAUAGAUGAUAAUUAUCCAGAUGUUUUUCGAAGUUUGCCAAAAGAUAUAAUAACAAGAGGAAUGCAAGCAGCAAUAUCUACAGGUAAUUGGAAUAUUAAACGGUUCAAAAUGGAAAAAAGUGGAGUGUCACAGGUAUUGUCUCGUUUAUCAUUUAUUGCAUGUAUCGGAAUGAUGACAAGAUUGAAUUCUCAAUUUGAAAAAGGUAGAAAGGUGAGUGGACCCAGAGCAUUACAACCUUCCCAAUGGGGUGUUUUAUGCCCAUGUGAUACCCCAGAAGGAGAAUCUUGCGGGUUAGUUAAAAAUUUAGCACUCAUGACUCAUGUUACUAAUGAUAAUGAAAAUAAUGAACACUUAGUUGAAGUUUUGUAUACGUUAGGUGUAGAAGAUAGUGAUAGUUUAACAGGAGAAGAAAUGUACAAAGAAGGAGUUUUUUUUGUUGUUUUUAAUGGGAUAUUAUUAGGUGUUCAUAAAAAACCACGUGUAUUUAUGAAAAGAAUUAGAUGCUUAAGGAGAUAUGGAAAAAUUGGACAAUUUGUUUCUAUAUAUGACAACUUUUUACAUAAUGCUAUUUAUAUUUCAACAGAUGGUGGAAGAUUAUGUAGGCCAUUGAUAAUUGUCGAAAAUGGAAAAUCUAAAUUGUUACCUGAUCAUAUUGCAUCUUUAGAAAAUGGAAGUGUCAACUUUUUUGAUUUACUUACAAGUUCAGUUAUUGAAUGGAUAGAUGUUAAUGAACAAAAUAAUUUACUAAUUGCUUUAAACGAAUCUGAUAUAUCUGUCAAUACGACUCAUUUAGAAAUAGAUCCAUUAACAAUUUUAGGAGUUGUAGCUGGACUCAUUCCUUAUCCAAAUCAUAAUCAAAGCCCAAGAAAUACAUAUCAAUGUGCAAUGGGAAAACAGGCCAUUGGUGCAAUUGGAUAUAAUCAGUUCGUUCGAUGUGAUACAUUGCUAUACUUACUAGUGUAUCCACAAAAACCGUUAGUUAAAUCUAAAACUAUUGAAUUUAUUAACUUUGAGAAAUUACCAGCAGGACAAAAUGCCAUUGUAGCUGUUAUGAGUUUUUGUGGGUAUGAUAUUGAAGAUGCAAUCGUCAUGAACAAGUCUUCUAUUGAUAGGGGCUUUGGGAGAUGCAUGUCCCUGAGGAAGCACGCCUUAGAAUUAAAGAAGUAUUUCAAUGGAUCCACUGACAUGGUUUUGCCAUCACCACUGGUUAUUAACAAACUGCAGCGUCGUGAGGAGAAGAAACGGCAAGAAAAGAAACGGUAUGAGCAGUAUCGACAGGAGCAGAAUCGUCAGAAGCAGUAUCGGCCGGAACAGAAUCAACAGAAGGAGAACCUACAAGAAGUGCAGGAAAGGUCUAGCCAUGGUCAGAACAAUCAAAAGGAAAAUGCGCAAGAGGAUGAAAUGCCUGAACAAGGACAGAACAUAAAAGAAGAAAAAAACUAUUUAGAAAAUGGAGUAAGAAAAUACAGAGAUGAAUCAAAAGGGUUUCAACAUAAGGAAAUAAAAAAAUACCAUGCCUUAGAUGGGGAUGGAGUUGUUUCGAUUGGCUAUUUACUGAAAGAAGGACAAGUGUAUAUAAAUAAAUAUUCUCCAAAAAAUAUAAAAGAUCAUGUUAAGGAUAUGAAUAAAAUAGAUCUAAAUGAUUUUAAAUCAAGUGAAGUAAAAUAUAAAAGUGUUUAUCCAUCCUAUAUUGAUAAAAUUAUAUUUACCGAAAAUUCAGAAGGAUUAAAAAUAUAUAAAAUUAUUAUGCGCCAAACAAGACUGCCAGAGCUAGGCGAUAAAUUUAGUUCAAGGCAUGGUCAAAAAGGAGUGGUUGGUUUGUUAGUAAAUCAAGAAGAUAUGCCAUUUACAGAAUCAGGCAUAUGUCCAGAUUUAAUUAUGAACCCACAUGGAUUCCCAUCUCGAAUGACAGUAGGAAAACUUUUAGAACUGGUUGCAUCAAAAUCAGCAGUUUUAGAUGGUGAAUUUAAAUAUGGUUCUAUUUUUAGUGGUACCCCAUUUGAUGAAAUGGCAUCAAUUUUAUUUAAAUAUGGAUUCAAUUGUUCAAGUAAGGAAUUAUUAUAUUCAGGUUUGACAGGGGAACCAUUAGAAACUUACAUUUUUAUGGGACCCAUUUAUUAUCAAAAGUUAAAACAUAUGGUACAAGAUAAAAUUCAUGCUAGGGCAAGGGGACCAAGACAAUUAUUAACAAGACAACCAACAGAAGGUAGAUCAAAAGAAGGUGGAUUAAGAUUAGGUGAAAUGGAAAGAGAUUGCUUAAUAGCAUAUGGUGUUAGUAAUUUGUUACUUGAACGAUUAAUGCUAAGUAGUGAUGUCUGUGAUGUUUAUAUUUGUGAGGAUUGUGGACUCAUAGGAUAUGAUACCUACUGUAAUUUCUGUCAAAAAUGUGACAAAAAUGCUCUUGUCAAAAUGCCGUAUGCGUGCAAAUUACUCUUUCAGGAGUUACAGACAAUGAAUGUCUGCCCUAAAAUUGUGGUGAGAGAGGCGUAG
Molecule: messenger RNA, 4365 nt
Organism: Plasmodium gonderi
Lineage: Eukaryota; Apicomplexa; Aconoidasida; Haemosporida; Plasmodiidae
Product: DNA-directed RNA polymerase III subunit
Exons: 1
Coding region: 1-4365 (1454 amino acids)
Biological process (GO): DNA-templated transcription
Cellular component (GO): RNA polymerase III complex
Molecular function (GO): DNA-directed RNA polymerase activity; ribonucleoside binding; DNA binding
Source: RefSeq, a predicted model, not a curated record